Messenger RNA from Angiostrongylus costaricensis, 1269 nucleotides. NCBI's taxonomy places the organism in Eukaryota, Metazoa, Nematoda, Chromadorea, Rhabditida, Metastrongylidae. The record is from the annotation of a GenBank genome assembly.
AUGAUCGAGAUAGAGAAAUCCUUGCGACAAAUCCUGGAUAGUAUACCAGGGACGAACACGAUUUUCCUCACAGAUCGUGAUGGAGUCAUAGUAUUGAGUGUUGGGGAGGAAUUACGGUCCAGAGCUUCGUUGGUGUCCAGCCUACAAGCCACUCAAGAUCAAACUGGAAAGCUGGUUAUGGGUCCUCACCUUGCUUCCGUGUUCUUUUACGAAAAUAGCCAACUUGUCAUUCUGAAUGUUCCACCAUUUACGGUUUUCGUAGUGGCUGUUCCAUCCGCUAACACUGGCAACCUUUUGAAACUUCGAGAACAGUUAAAGCCAUUGCUGCAAUACAUCGAGACCAUUAUUCCAGAUCUCAUAUACUGUUUUCACUACAUGGUGUUUCUCAUAGGAAUUCCCUCUGGGCGAUUCAACAAAGCGAAGCUCGACGAGGAGUUUGGUGACAAAGCAAAAUUUGGAAGUUGUUGGGAAACGUUGGUUAAUGAGAAGGAUUUGAAGGUUUAUAGAAGACUAAUACCUGGUCAGUCUGGGAUGUACGAAUAUAAAUGUGCAGGAACAUAUUACGAUAUCAGCGCAAGUUUUUUCCUUGAUGUACAAAACGAUCUUGCGUAUAGAAAAGAGUGGGAUCGUAAUGUUAUGGCUUUGGAGUUGUUAGAAGAAGAAGAUGAACAUGAGCUGAUCCGUUGGGUUCAGAAAUACCCAUAUCCAUUGCAUCCACGAGAGUACGUUUACACUCGAAGGACAUGGAUUUCCGAUGAUUCUCGAAUGCUUGUAGUUGAUAGUGAAGUUGUUCCGGCUCACUUGGUUCCAGGAGACUCUAAAAACAUACGAGUGGCGACGUACAGGUCCCGAAUGGCUGUACGAUCGCAUAAGGAGUUCGACGAUCAUGGUUUAGAUUAUAUCCUUACUUAUUCCGACAAUCCACAGGCCAAUAUUGCGCGCCCUGUAUACAAUUGGAUGGUCAAUUAUGGAGGACCAUACUUUUUAAAACAGGUCCACGAAGUUGCACGUGAAGCCGAGCGAACACAUCGUUGUCUAAAGUGGACUUCGGAGCGGUUUAGAAGAAUUCGACAGAAGAAUGAAGUACAGCAGUCAACUGUGGCUUCUACAGUGACCAAUAUUCAUCUGCCAAAGGAUACAGAGAUGAAUGAUGAGAACAAGGUGAACGAAAGUGAGCUCGAGGAUGCCUUACCGAUCCCCACAAAAGCUCGGAAGUUCACAUUCACUUCUUUGGAAAGUAUCCCAGUUGAGAUGCAUGUGAAUGCUUAA